ACCAUGCGCGCCGUCGUCAUCAAGGAGCCCUUCAAGGUCGUCGUCGAGGAGCGGCCCAUCCCCAAGGCAGGCAAGGGCGAGGUCGUCGUCAAGGUCAAGGCCGCUGCGCUCUGUGGCAGCGACCUGCACAUCUACCGCGGCCACCAGCCUGUGCCGCACUAUGACUUCGUGCUCGGCCACGAGAUGACAGGCACCAUCCACGAGGUGGGCGAGGGCGUGAGCAAGUUCAAGCAGGGCGACCUCGUCGUCUCGCCCUUCACGGUCAACUGCGGCGACUGCUUCUACUGCACGCGUGAGGAGACGUCACGCUGCGUGCAGUCGCGCGUGUACGGCUCCGUGGCGCUCGACGGCGUGCAGAGCGAGUAUGCCCUCGUGCCGCUCGCCGACACGACGCUCUUCCCGGCGCCCAAGGAGAUCUCGCCCGAGGUGCUCAUCCUCAUGGCCGACAUCUUCCCGACGGGCUUCUUCGUGGCGCAGAACGCGUGGAAGAUGCUCAACGAGGCGGAGCGCAAGGACGCCACGGCCGUCGUUAUUGGCUGCGGCCCCGUCGGUCUCUGUGCCGUCACGGCGGCCAAGUACUUCUUCAAGAACGUGUUUGCCAUCGACUCUGUGCCCGAGCGCCUGGAGCAGGCGCGCAAGCACGGCGCCACGGCGCUGCACCUGCACGACGACGACACGAUUGGCGCGCUCAAGAAGGCCACGGACGGGCGUGGCGCCGACGUGGCGCUUGAGGUUGUCGGUGUCGAGGCGGCGCUGCACCUAGGCAUGCAGAUCGUCCGGCCGUGGGGCGUCGUGUCGAGCUGCGGCAUCCACACGCACGACGUCAACAUGAAGGGCCUGGACCUGUACAACAAGAACCUGCGCUUUCAGUUCGGCCGCUGCCCCGUGCGCGCCCUCUUCCCCGAGGCGCUCAAGCUGCUCGUGCAGAAUGCCCAGCUCUUCGAGUCGUUCGUGCAGAACACCGUCUCUGUCGACGAGGCGCCCAAGUACUACGAGCUGUUCGAGAAGCAGAAGUGUCUCAAGACGGUCUUCACCUUCGACUCGUGAGGCGUGGACGACGUGUGAUGCUGCUGGCCAGACUCGAUGCUAUGCUAUGCCUGCUUUGCCACGCCACCAGCCUGUCAGUGCUGAUGUCGGGCCGAGGCGUCACGCCUCCGUGUCCCGUGCUGCUGCCAGUCAGGCUAGGCCACUGAUGGUCGCGACGGCUCCGCAUGGCGUGGCAAAGGUAUACGUUGGCAGCUGGAAGUAAGGUAGCGUGUGGUGACUGAGCGCGGGAAGCAAGGGAGAAGGCUCAGACGGUGGAACAAGCCGCUGCGGUGCAAAGGGCAGCGGCUGUGCAGACUUGGGAAAUAAAGCAGCUGUGAGGCCAGAGAGCAGGCGAGGACACAUCACUGCGCCUUCACGCUGCGCUGCUUGCUGGCCUUCUCCUUGCGGAACUCAUGCACGAGCU
Molecule: messenger RNA, 1450 nt
Organism: Tilletiopsis washingtonensis
Lineage: Eukaryota; Fungi; Basidiomycota; Exobasidiomycetes; Entylomatales
Product: GroES-like protein
Exons: 12
Coding region: 4-1047 (347 amino acids)
Molecular function (GO): zinc ion binding; oxidoreductase activity
Source: RefSeq, a predicted model, not a curated record